This is a messenger RNA of Brassica rapa (field mustard), 523 nucleotides long. Its product is annotated as dynein light chain LC6, flagellar outer arm. Lineage: Eukaryota; Viridiplantae; Streptophyta; Magnoliopsida; Brassicales; Brassicaceae. Gene Ontology annotation, biological process: microtubule-based process. Gene Ontology annotation, molecular function: dynein intermediate chain binding. Gene Ontology annotation, cellular component: cytoplasmic dynein complex. The record is from RefSeq and is a predicted model, not a curated record.
AACGUUUUUAAGAGAGAAAGAGAUAAAGAUUGAGAAGAUGUUGGAAGGAAAAGCAAUGGUGGAAGAUUCAGACAUGCCAGUGAAGAUGCAGGUUCAAGCCAUGGCUUUGGCUUCUCAAGCUCUUGAUCUCUUUGAUGUCGUUGACUGUAAAUCCAUUGCUGGCCACAUCAAGAAGGAGUUUGAUGAGAGCUAUGGGAGUGGAUGGCAAUGUGUGGUGGGAUCAAAUUUUGGAUGUUUCUUCACACAUUCUAAAGGGACUUUCAUCUAUUUUCAAUUGGAGACACUUAAGUUCCUAGUUUUCAAAGGCGCUUCUACUCCUUAAUAAAACAAAUCCUGAGCCAAUGUCAUUUAUUUUUCUAUCCUUCUAUGAAAAUCUGUGAAAGAACAGCUUUAAGAGCCUAUCAAGAUCUUUCCUCUUCUGUUGCUCUUUAUAGCUUUGUUUGAAUCCAGGUCUGUAAAUAGACCCAAGAUGGGAAAUUGAUUUUAAUGAAGUUGCGGAGAAUUUUGUUUCCACGUUUUAUCA